Messenger RNA from Hevea brasiliensis (rubber tree), 543 nucleotides. RefSeq lists its product as uncharacterized. The transcript has 4 exons. The record is from RefSeq and is a predicted model, not a curated record. The coding region runs from base 1 to 543 and encodes 180 amino acids. Lineage: Eukaryota; Viridiplantae; Streptophyta; Magnoliopsida; Malpighiales; Euphorbiaceae.
AUGGUUUUUGGAGGAUAUGUAUUGACUGUCGAGCUAUCAACAAGAUUACGUGCAAAAGGUAUUGAGGUGAAUGAAGAGAAGGUGAAAGCUAUCCGUGACUGGCCGAUUCCUACAUUUGUUACUAAGGAAAGACGUCCUAUUGCAUAUUUUAGUGAAAAGCUGAAUUGUGCAGCAUUAAACUACUCAACGUAUGACAAAGAGCUUUAUGCCUUGUAUAAGAAAGGUAAGGUAAAUGUAGUUGCUGAUGCAUUGUCACGCAGGUAUACUCUUAUCUCUACUCUUAAUGCUAAAUUGUUAGGUUUUGAGCAUGUGAAAGACUUGUAUGCUAAGGAUUCCGAUUUUGCUGUUGUUUAUGAUGCAUGUGAGAAAACUACUUUUCAAAAGUUUAAUAGGCAUGAUGGGUUUUUAUUUCGUGCGAAUAAAUUAUGUGUGCCUAAUUGCUCUAUGAGGGAGUUACUUGUGCGUAAGUCACAUAGUGGUGGUCUCAUGGGACAUUUUGGGGUUACUAAGACUUUGGAUACAUUGAGAGAAUACUUCUUUUGA